Molecule: messenger RNA, 1482 nt
Organism: Nematocida homosporus
Lineage: Eukaryota; Fungi; Microsporidia
Product: T-complex protein 1 subunit epsilon
Exons: 1
Coding region: 1-1482 (493 amino acids)
Biological process (GO): protein folding
Cellular component (GO): chaperonin-containing T-complex
Molecular function (GO): ATP-dependent protein folding chaperone; ATP binding; ATP hydrolysis activity
Source: RefSeq, a predicted model, not a curated record
AUGACGUAUAACUUCUGUGAUGAAUAUGGCCAGCCUUAUGUUUUGAUUAGAGAACAGGAGAAUAGAAAGAAGACCGAAGAGAAGAAUGUCCUUUCAGAGAAUGUCAAGUCAUUUUGUGAGAUAGUAGAUACUUUAAGUACUUCAGUAGGACCUUUUGGAGCAGAUAAAGCUAUCGUAAGUAGUGAUGGUGAAGUAAUUGUUACGAAUGAUGGUUCUACUAUCUUAAAAGAGAUGGAUAUUGAAUGUACGCCUAUGGGUCGUUUAAUUACUCAACUUAGUGCAGCUCAGGAUGAUGAGAUUGGUGAUGGUACAACUAGUGUAGUUAUUGUAGCUGCUUCAUUACUAAAGGAAGCAGAAGCUUUGGCUGAACGAGGUAUGCAUCCUUUAAAGAUUAUUCGUGGGUAUGAAGAGGCCUUAGAUAUUGCCUUGCGUACAAUUGAAGAGAAUUCACGUCGACUUAGUCGUGAUGAAUUGGCUGAAGCUAUGGUUGAGGUUGCCCAAAGUACUUUGAGUAGUAAAGUAGUUAGUCGUGAUAUUGAUAAUUACAUUCGCAUUGCCAUUGAGGCAGUGGGGGCAGUUGAAGACAGUCGCGGUCUAGCUAAUUUAGAACUCAUUAAGGUUGAGGGGGAGACUAAAACAGGACCUAGUGAACUUAUUAGAGGGAUUUACAUUCCUAAGGAGUUCAGUCAUAUUCAAAUGCCUAAAAAGAUAGUUGAUGCUAAGAUAGCUUUAUUAGCCUGUCCUUUUGAGCCGCCUAAGAUCAAGAUUAAGCAUGACUUGAAUGUAGAGAGUGUUGAGGAGUUCCAGAAGCUUUCAGCCUAUGAGAAGAAAGUCUUUACUGAUAUGGUGGCUUCAAUUAAGCAAGCAGGAGCUAAUGUAGUUCUGUGCCAAUGGGGAUUUGAUGAUGAAGCUAAUUCUUUAUUACAACAGGCUGGUAUUUCUGCUAUUAGAUGGGUAGGUGCCCAGGAAUUGGAAAUGGUAGCUAUUCAUUGUGGGGCGAGUAUUAUUUCUCGGUUUGAAGACUUAAAUGCUGAAGCCUUAGGUACGGGUAGUGCUACAGAAGUAGGAGGAAGUAUUAGGAUUGAAAAUGCCCAGAAAGGCAAAGCCGUGACUAUCUUAGUCCGUGGUGGAACUUCGGCUAUUAUUGAGGAGACUAAACGAAGUAUUAGGGAUGUUUUAUGUGCGAUUCGUAAUGUCAAGAAAGAUCCUAAGAUUGUGGAGGGAGCCGGUAAGAUUGAUUUACUUUGUGCAGCUGCCGUGGAGAAGGAAGUACCAGGAUCGAUUGGCAAGGCCUAUUCAAAGGCCCUUAAGGCCUUGCCUAUGGCACUAGCACGGAAUAUGGGUGAAGAUCCGAUUGAAGCUCUUUCUCGUGGCAUUGCAGAUGAUGUUUGGGAGGGUGCGUACGCCAAGAAGCACCAGUACAUUCUUGCCGUCCAAACAGCCAAGUCCAUUCUGCGUAUUGAUGACGUCAUAGGACUCUAA